Hordeum vulgare subsp. vulgare (domesticated barley) is the source of this 1669-nucleotide messenger RNA. Its product is annotated as protein ALP1-like. The transcript is spliced from 2 exons. The coding region runs from base 382 to 1395 and encodes 337 amino acids. Lineage: Eukaryota; Viridiplantae; Streptophyta; Magnoliopsida; Poales; Poaceae. The record is from RefSeq and is a predicted model, not a curated record.
CUCGCGUACAGAUUUCGGCGGCGGUGCUGGAUCAGGGAGGGCCGGCCGCCGUUGAAUUUGCACUCCUUUCUGCGCGCGGGCGCGUUCGAUGGCGGUUGCUUAAUCUGCGGCCUUAAUCCGGGCGGUUAGUGCAGUGAAUCUGCUUUGUUCGGUGCGCUUGCUGGAGGGGUGGCCGGCUGUUGAGGCUCGUGUACGGCCGGCGCGCGGAGGCACGGGCAAUCUCCGGCGGGCGGGGUGGUCUAGAUUCUCUGCUCUCCGAGGGCACGAACAAUACCAGAUUGCGAGUGCGGCGGCUCUGCUUGGUCUCGAUCGGGUCGGGGAUUGUUGCGGGAGAGCGGACACUACUCCAAAGACUGCCAAAACUUUGAGUCAGUCUUCAAGAUGUCGAGGAAGACAUUCGACUACAUUUGCACUCUUAUUACUGGGGACUUCUCAAGAAAGCCGCAGGGUUUCAGAAAUUGCAGGUUUGGAGACAAGACGAUUCUUGCGUUGGAGGAUCAAGUAGCUGUUGCUCUGUUGAGACUGACGACUGGCGAAUCACUUUUGAGCAUAGGGAAUCUCUUCGGAAUGAACCACUCAGCCAUCUCAAACAUCACUUGGAAGUUCAUCGAGUCCUUGGAGGAUCACGCAAUCAGUCAUCUGAAGUGGCCUGACCCUGAGGAGAUGGCGACCAUCAAAGCAAAGUUUGAAAAGCUCCAGGGCCUCCCCAACUGCUGCGGCGCCGUAGACACAACACACAUCCUCAUGUGCUCUUCAGCUCAGCCUAACAGCAAUGUCUGGCUUGACUGUGAGAACAGGAACAGCAUGGUUCUGCAGGCCGUUGUCGACCCCGACAUGCGUUUCAGAGACAUUGUCAGUGGCUGGCCUGGCAGCAUGGAUGACUCCUGCAUCUUGCGCACCUCGGGCUUCUACAGGCUGUGCGAGAAAGGCGGGAGGCUGGACGGCCAAAUUGAGCUUCCUGGGGAGCCAGCAGGGUCAGUGGUCAGAGAGUACAUCAUCGGGGACACUGGCUACCCUCUCCUUCCCUGGCUGAUGACUCCAUACCAAGAGCCUGAUCUGUCUCCGGCAAAAGCAGCAUUCAACAAGCAGCACGCCGCCGCGAGAAUGGUGGUGCAGGGUGCUAUGGCCAGGCUGAAGGAAAGGUGGCAGGUACUCAAGGGGGAGCUAUGGAGGCCCGACAAGCAGCGGCUGCCCAGGAUCAUCUACGCCUGCUGCCUGCUCACCAACAUCAUGAUCGACCUCGACGACACACACAGAGAACGGGCACCGGCGUCGCACGACCAUGAUGACGGUCACUAUCAGCAGUUCAGCAAUAUGGCCGACGACAGUGCAGUCGCGCAAAGGGACCUGCUUUGCCAGUAUGUCAGCAGGCUCGGCAGCAAACUGCCGGAGUGAUUCUCGCCCUCUUCCCCGUUUUCUCUGCUCGACAUGAAACAAGUGAUAGCUAUAGAUCAUAGAAUCGUGAUGUGGAUUUUUGUUGCCCUGUAGACGCUUUGCUGCGAUCGUUGUUGGCAUUAUAUUAAAUAGGCCAUAGAAGUUGUAACCUGAAUUUUGUUUACUUCGAACAUAGCCUGCUUUGCUCGUUAUUGGCAUGAUAUUCGCAGGCAAGGGCAUUGUUGCAAUUCAACCUUGUCUCAUGAAAUUAGCAACUGAAGAUUUUGAUUCCUUA